AUGCUUUCGAAUGCAAGUCAUAGUGAAUUAUAUGAAAACAAUGAUAGUAAUGAAUUCUUACCUUUCCAAAAAAUUCCUUCAGAUUUUAUGUAUAUAUUAGAAUCUAACGUUUUUAGUCUAGAUAGUAAUAAUAAAAAAAAUACACUUGAUUUAGAAGUAGAUAG
Molecule: messenger RNA, 164 nt
Organism: Scutellospora calospora
Lineage: Eukaryota; Fungi; Glomeromycota; Glomeromycetes; Diversisporales; Gigasporaceae
Source: the annotation of a GenBank genome assembly